UACCAUAAUGUUUUAUACUAAGGAAGUUGAUAGUAAAUCCCUUUCUAUUAAUUUUGUUUUUGCAAAGACUUGAAACUACAAAAGAUGAUUACCGUGUUCAUUGUGAAGAGCUUGAGAAACAACUGAUUGAGCUGCAACAUCGAAAUGAUGAACUGACGUCUCUGGCAGAAGAGUCCCGGGCUCUGAAGGAUGAAAUUGAUGUUCUUAGGACUGUUGCUGAUAAAACAAAUAAAUUGGAGUCGACGGUUGAGGUGUAUCGCAAAAAGUUGGAAGACUUGAAUGACUUUCGGAGACAGGUGAAAAUACUUCAGGAAACAAACAUGAUGUAUAUGCAUAACACAGUUAGCCUAGAAGAAGAAUUAAAGAAAGCAAAUGCAGCUCGUACACAGUUGGAAACUUACAAAAGGCAGAUCCAGGAACUUCAUAACAAGCUCUCUGAAGAAUCCAAAAGAGCAGAUGCACUAGCUUUUGAAAUGAAACAAUUGGAAGAGAAGCAUGAAACAUUAAUUAAAGAGAAAGAGAGAUUAAUAAUUCAACGUGAUGCAUUGAAAGAGACCAAUGAAGAGCUCAGGUAUUCACAAAUGCAGCAGGAUCAUCUGAAUCAAACAGGUGUAUCUACUAUGAAAAGCCAUGAAAAUCUUGCUGCUGAAAUUCUGCCUGUGGAAUUUAGAGAAAUGUUCAUUCGGCUUCAACAUGAAAACAAGAUGCUUCAUUUGCAACAAGAAGGAUCAGAAAAUGAACAAAUUGCAGGGCUUCAAGAGAAGCUGGAACAAAAAAAUCGGAUGAUAAAUGAAUUAGAAACUGAAAACAGGUGA
This is a messenger RNA of Notechis scutatus (mainland tiger snake), 815 nucleotides long. The record is from RefSeq and is a predicted model, not a curated record. Lineage: Eukaryota; Metazoa; Chordata; Lepidosauria; Squamata; Elapidae.